AUGGAACGGUACAUCGCGGCCGAUGGCCGCAUGAAAGGAAUAGCCUGGCCCGAACACCUCCAGCACGUGCUGAUCGCCGACCGCCUUAAAGGCAGAGCGGCUAAGUGGUACUCGCACGCACUCAAAGGAGUGAAAGAGGACGACCGCACGUACACCAUGCUGAAGGAGCGGAUGGUGGGCGCUUUUGGAUUGCACCCGAUGCGGACAAGCGACACGAUCAAGGCCGACAUGAUCUCAAGGGCCAAACGAGCGAAUGAAACGUGGCAGGAAUAUGCGGAAGUCCUAUACGCGAUGGCAGAGGGUAUUACUGUUCCCGAGGCAUGGUUGGUCGCCUGCUUUACGAAAGGGGCGGAACCAGCGGCAGCCAAAGACCUACACAUGGGUAAGGUCAAGACAAUGCUGGAGGGGGUGCAAUUGCUGGAGCUGCUGUACGGUGACAAUGCCGUCCAGGAAGACGAAGCGUUGUCAGCCAAGGAUUUGAAGAUGAUCGAGACCAUGGACAAGAAAAUGACAGAGACUAUGACAGUCAUGUGCCGGAUGAUAGCGUCUCCAACCAAGUGGCGCUGGACUAAAGAAGGCCCGGACGGCGAGAAACCGGCAAAACGGUACCGCACGGACCGUCAGACGUGUUGGAACUGUGGUACCCUGGGCCACGUCGCGACCGAAUGCACGCUGCCCGAAGUACCCGGCGCGAUUGAGAAAGGCCUGGAGGAGUUGAAGAAGAAGAAGGCCGCGAAGGCAGCAACCGGAUGGGCGGCGGGAAAAGAAUAG
Molecule: messenger RNA, 771 nt
Organism: Aphanomyces astaci
Lineage: Eukaryota; Oomycota; Saprolegniomycetes; Saprolegniales; Verrucalvaceae
Exons: 2
Coding region: 1-771 (256 amino acids)
Molecular function (GO): zinc ion binding; nucleic acid binding
Source: RefSeq, a predicted model, not a curated record